Molecule: messenger RNA, 3627 nt
Organism: Clupea harengus (Atlantic herring)
Lineage: Eukaryota; Metazoa; Chordata; Actinopteri; Clupeiformes; Clupeidae
Gene: ppm1j
Product: protein phosphatase, Mg2+/Mn2+ dependent, 1J
Biological process (GO): protein dephosphorylation
Cellular component (GO): mitochondrion
Molecular function (GO): [pyruvate dehydrogenase (acetyl-transferring)]-phosphatase activity
Source: RefSeq, a predicted model, not a curated record
ACAUUUAUGUCGGUGUCAUUCAAUAAUCUAUAGAGUGCACAGAUAGGUCUUAAUAGAGAUAUAGUCAGGAUUUUUUUGAUGGUAUAGGGGUAUAGGGAUUGUUGCACAGGGUUAUUGUGAUAUUGCACUAGACAGGUUGCCUGCAUUUACUCGCCCACCGCCUAUGACGAUAUGGUGGCUAGCUGAAAGGGACCGCCGCACCGUUCAAUGCUGUGGAGGUUACUUGCAGUAGCCUACGGACUGGUGUGAUUAUACGUCCUGCCUUGCCAAAUCCUCGGUGAUACGCACUCAGCUCUUAGGGAGUUUUUUUUUUCCUACGAGAAAAACAUUGUCUGUCAAAACGUCACAUGUAGCCAGAAACGAUCGCUUCCUGCAUCGCGUUUUGUCUCCGGGAGUUUGGUUUAUCUCUGUAGUUCAUUUUUAUUUAUGAAUUGAUUUGAAGUCGCAGCAUCUUUUCUUCAUGACAUAUUUUUACCGCAAUGAUAAGCAAAGUUAAAAAUGCCGUGUCCACUCUGGUGGGAGGGAUAAUGCCGCACGGCCACCACCAUCACCACCAGCACGGCUCGGGCAACGUUCAGAACUGUGGGUCGGACGGUCUUCCUCCCCGCUUCCCCUAUUCUCGACCUGAGUUUUUGGACCUUACGCCGGAGCUACUGCAAUACUCCACAGAACAUGCAUCGAGGCCGGUCAUAACACCAAAGCGGGAUAGCAGGCUGUCGUGGCGGACGGGCUAUGCCGAGGUGAUAAAUGCUGGGAAAAGCAUGCUGAAUGAGGACCAGGCAUCAUGUGAGUUGUUGUACGUCAGGAAGAUCAGCGGCAAACAGCAGCAUCGCGCCUCCAUGAUGCUGGAUGACAGCGGGGAUACUACUGGCAUCCCUCUUCAUUACUGGGGGGUGUUUGACGGCCACGCCGGUUCUGGUGCCGCCAUCAUGGCAUCCAAACUCCUCCACCGCCUCAUCCGAGACCGCCUGUGUGACGUGGUGCACCUCAUGGAGAACCCCUCCACACCGCCCCCUAUCUGCCUGGCCAAGAAUGGCAGCCCUUACCAGGCGGACGUGAAGAAGGGCGCCGGCCCGGAGCCCGAGGAGCCGGACGCGCUGACCGACCCGUCCGCCCGCUUCCACAUGGAGAAGGUGAUCAGCAUCGAGGGCCUAAUCACCGGCAUCAUCGAGAACGCCUUCCGACAGAUGGACGACCUGAUAGAGAAAGAGAAGGCCUCGUACAGCAUAUCAGGAGGAUGCUGUGCCUUGGCUGCCCUCCACCUGAUGGGGAAACUCUACGUGGCAAACGCUGGCGACAGCAGGGCCAUAAUUAUCCGUAAUAACGAGGUCAUUCCCAUGUCCAAUGAGUUUACUCCAGAGUCGGAGAGACAACGCCUGCAGUACCUGGGCUUCCUGAAGCCGGAGCUUCUGGGAAAUGAAUUCACACACAUCGAGUUCCCUCGGCGGAUCCAGCACAAAGAGCUGGGCAAGAAGAUGCUUUUCAGGGACCACACAAUGACCGGCUGGGCUUACAAGACCAUUGUGGAAGAGGAUCUAAAAUUCCCACUGAUCUAUGGUGAAGGGAAAAAGGCGAGAGUCAUGGCCACUAUAGGAGUGACACGAGGGCUCGGGGAUCACGACCUGAAAGUGUACAACUCCAACAUCCACAUCAAACCCUUCCUGUCCUGCUGUCCUGAGGUGUUGAUGUACAAUCUGGCGGAGAACAAGCAUGGCCCUGAUGAUGUGCUGGUCAUGGGCACAGAUGGCUUGUGGGAUGUCACCACCGAUCGGGACGCUGCAGAUGCGGUGACAGCUUUCCUCUCAUGCUGCGAUCCCAGUGAUCCCAUGAGGUACACGAUGGCCGCCCAGGAUCUCCUGAUGCGCUCGCGUGGCAUCCUGAAGGAGAGGGGGUGGCGUCUGCCCAACGAGAGACUGGGCUCAGGGGAUGACAUCACAGUGUUUGUCAUCCCGUUAGCCGGAGCCGAGACAGAGACAUGACAGGGCUGCCGAGACGCUGGCCGCAGAGGACAAGACCGCCAGGACCGGGGCGGGGGCGGGGGCGGGGCGGGGAGGGGAGGGGAGGGGAGAGUCACAGCCCGCCACCCUCCCACCCUGCCCUACCUAAAAAUUAAAACAAAAAUUUAAAAAAGGUGUGGACGUUAACUCCCAUAUCCAUAAGGGCGCUUCAGGUGCAAGAGGGCCUUUUCUGCCUCCUUCUCGUUCCUGCCCACUUGCCCCAGCUCCACCUACGCCAUCCAUGACAUAUCAGCUGGUGGAAAACAUCACCAGCCCCCCCCCCCUCUCUCUUCUUUUUCAUCUUCUGGUUAUACAUUGCUCCAGCUCUAGGUGACUUGACAGGCUCUUUUUUUAAUCUGUAAAAACAGAGAAUCUGUGGCUACCUUUCAUCUAAAUGGAUCUAAUCAGAAAGAUUAUCAGGACUUGGUUCACUCUCAUAUGGCAGUACAAUAUUGUAUAUGGAUGGGAUGGGUGCACCCUCCGACACGGGUGCCGGGGAGUGUCUUACAGGUGUCUCAUGUGGGAGCUGACCAGUUGAUGAGCAGUAGGGGGAGAAGUGGUAAUGUAAAUGGACUCAAAAUUAAUCCCUUAUGACUGUUCAUGAGGAAGAGAGCUUUUUUUUUUUUUUUUUAAAUGGAAGCACUUUAUUUCUGGUUCAUCUGUGUACGUAGCAAGAUAUAUUCAUUCUGCAGUCAUGUCCAUGCUUGAUAGCUAGGUGACCCUGGCGUGGAUCUGGCCCGAUUUGGCACGGAUCAUUUCCAGAGAUACCUGCCAUCUAGGUAUCUAUGUGAAUGUUUUACCAACCUUACCCCCCCAAGUAUUGUGCCCACAUUUCUUGUGUGAAAUCAUCCAAAAUGAGCAAAUGAUUGGUAUGGAUUAAGAAAGUAUUAUUAUCAGGGAAUUGCCAUCUCCCAUAAAUACCAUAAUUAGAGGAUCAGUUUGGCUUACUGACUGACAAUCAAUAAAUGAUUGGAAGUAAAUACACCCAACCAUCAGCAAAUCUUCUGAAAGCCAGAAGGUCAUGCUGCUAAUAUUUUUGCCUACUCUUGGAUGAACCGUGGUUCCCUACCUCUCCUAAAUAGCCAUGUAGAAUGUAGUCAACAACUGAACAAACAAACGCAAUGGUGUGUUCUCCUUUUAAGUGUUCAUCUGAGCUUCGCGGCCGCACUUUUGCCCGGGCAUCUUCGCCAUCUCGCCGCCGCUGUAGAUUUUCCCUGUGUAGCUGGUAGGUGUUUUUAGAUGUAGUUUCACAGUAGAAGACUUGAACUCCAUAACACAAGCAGAUGAGUCGGCUUUGCUGAAGAGCUGACGCAAGGCUCCCUUACUGUGUGGAAAGCUUCGAAACGCGUUCGGUGAGAGAGGAGGUGUGUCUCUCUCCAUCAUGCAGAGCACAGAAAAUACAUCUACUACUCAUGAACAACAGGAGAUCACGGAGAGAGACUUUGGAGAAUGCUCUCUGUUCUAUGAGUUCGGUGCAUGGUGCGUAUGCGCACACUGUAGCCUACCACCCCCAUAGCAGAUUCAUUUUGUGCUGUAACAUGGCUUUAUUUCUCAAAUGACCUCUGUCCGUUGUGAUGUAUUGCUGUACAGUGUAAAUUUGGGCAAAAAUAAAACCUUUUGCUUUAUAAAA